Messenger RNA from Crotalus tigris (Tiger rattlesnake), 1548 nucleotides. It is a transcript of the gene ABHD4, whose product is annotated as abhydrolase domain containing 4, N-acyl phospholipase B. The transcript is spliced from 9 exons. Gene Ontology annotation, cellular component: lipid droplet. Gene Ontology annotation, molecular function: phosphatidylcholine lysophospholipase A1 activity. NCBI's taxonomy places the organism in Eukaryota, Metazoa, Chordata, Lepidosauria, Squamata, Viperidae. Bases 387 to 1346 code for a protein of 319 amino acids. The record is from RefSeq and is a predicted model, not a curated record.
CCGCCUUCCCGCCCAGCUGUUGCAAUGCGUUCCUUCGUGAGGAGCCAUGGAAGAAGACCUUGAGCCGUCUUUGUGAUAGGCAAAGGAGAUCCCAAAGAUGCUUUGUCAGGAGGCAACUGGACUUUCUUGUUUUUCUUUGAAGGCUUUAGCUGCUCAUCCAGAUUUGCUUAAUGACUGGGCGACUCACUUAACUGCAGAGAUUAUCUGAAGAAUUGCUUCAAGAAAGAAAGAACAGCCGAGAGAUAAAGAAGGAAGACUCUGUUGCACACAUCUUGCCCCACUUGUGUGUCUGCGUGGAAGACCCCCCUUUCUGACUGAUUGGCUGACUUUUGCAGAGGUCCCAAGGUUGGCUAGGUGGUUGGUUGCCAGCCUGGCGGCCCACAUCUAUGUCUCACCUCAAGAAUGUGGAAGCUCGGAUCCUGCAGUGCCUCCAGAACCGAUUUGUGGCCCGCUACGUGCCUCUCCCGAACCAGGCCAAAAUCUGGACCAUCUCGCUGUCACCACAAUGGGGCAAGGGUCGUACCCCUUUGGUGAUGGUGCACGGCUUUGGGGGUGGCAUCGGGCUUUGGAUCCUCAACCUGGACUCGCUGAGCCACCGCCGUCCCCUCCACGCCUUUGACCUCUUGGGUUUCGGGCGCAGCUCCCGGCCCCCGUUUCCCCAUGACGCCCAAGGGGCUGAGGAAGCGUUUGUGAGCUCCAUCGAGGCCUGGCGUGAGGAGAUGGGCAUCCCCAACAUGAUCUUGCUUGGCCACAGUUUGGGCGGGUUCCUGGCAGCCUCGUACAGCUUGCAGUACCCAGAGAGGGUGAAACAUCUAAUCCUGGUGGAUCCUUGGGGCUUCCCCACACGGCCAUCCGAUCCAGCUCAGGUCCGAACUGCUCCAACUUGGAUCAAGGCUGUAGCGACUGUGUUAGGACGGUCCAACCCUCUGGCUGUCCUCCGAGUUGCAGGACCUUGGGGUCCUGGGCUGGUCCAGCGGUUCCGUCCAGAUUUUAAGCAGAAAUUUGCCAAAUUUUUUGAUGACGAUACCAUCUCUGAAUACAUCUAUCACUGCAAUGCCCAGACACCGAGUGGGGAGGCAGCGUUCAAGGCCAUGACCGAAUCCCUAGGAUGGGCCCGCCGUCCCAUGUUGGAACGCAUCCACAUGAUCCGGCGUGACUUGCCCAUCACCCUCAUCUACGGAGCCAAUUCCUGGAUCGAUACCAGCACUGGGGAGAAGGUCAGGGACCUACGACCAGGGUGCUACGUUAAUGACAUGGCCAUCCCUGGAGCCUCCCACCACGUCUACGCUGACCAACCCAGGGCCUUCAACGCUGCAGUGGAACAAAUCUGCAAUGCCGUGGACUGACCGCCGAAGCUGGAGUGGAAAAAUAGUUUCUAUCCUUGCCAACUUAUUGCUCAGCUGCGGGGAAGACGAAGAAGGCACACGCCACUUUCCGUGCCCCCGGGGGAGCUGAAACUGAAAUCCCCGUGGAUCUGACUGCAGAUGGAUCUCCGGGGAUCUCUGCUGUCCAGCCUGCACUCCCUCCCUCCCUCCCUCUUGAUUUCCC